AAACUUGGACCAUAUGAUUAACUUCUUGACACUGAAUAAGAAUCGAACAAUAAUCAAUCGAUUAUUGCAGGGAGAACAAUGGAAACAAAAUCAUCUGAUUAUGUUAAAAUUUUCCGACGAAUCAGACGAUUACUUCAAGCUAUUGCUUCGUUGAAUCAAAGGAAGAAAGGUACUCAUCUUAACGGAUGCAAAAUGGCGCUCUGUGCCGUCGACGGUGGCUACCCCAGCGAUUACAUCGCGAUAGAUUUUGCUGCACAUUGUAUGGCUUUAUAUCUGUUAAUUUCCUCAAAUUCAAGAGGCAAAGGAGGCGGCCUUGCUAUAUUUGGGCAGUGUGGGCUGAAGGUCCCCUCGGAUUUGGUUUGCUGUUGAGUAGCCGCAAAACACAGACCUUCCAACUAUAUGAUAUUUUUGUAAGUUAUCAAUGUCAGGAUGCUUCAGAAUAACAGGUGCCACAUGAGGCCGCAGUGGAUUGUUCCAAUCAUGUCUCUGCAUAUCCUAUAUGGGUUGUGGAAAGGAAUAAUUGUAUCAGCAUCUUCAAUUGG
This is a messenger RNA of Cucurbita maxima (winter squash), 542 nucleotides long. RefSeq names its product regulator of G-protein signaling 1-like. NCBI's taxonomy places the organism in Eukaryota, Viridiplantae, Streptophyta, Magnoliopsida, Cucurbitales, Cucurbitaceae. The transcript is spliced from 4 exons. Bases 186 to 443 code for a protein of 85 amino acids. The record is from RefSeq and is a predicted model, not a curated record.